Messenger RNA from Ilex paraguariensis (yerba mate), 153 nucleotides. NCBI's taxonomy places the organism in Eukaryota, Viridiplantae, Streptophyta, Magnoliopsida, Aquifoliales, Aquifoliaceae. The record is from the annotation of a GenBank genome assembly.
AUGUUAAUUGACGGGGAGGGUGAACGAUCUUACAGCUCAUGUGAAAGGGCUGGGUCCACGGUCGACAAGGCUUACAGCCCAUGUGAAAGGGUUGGGUCCACAAUCGACAAGGCUUAUAUCUCAGGUGAAAGGGUUGGGUCCACGGUCGAGGAG